UCUAGCAUGAAAUCUGUAAUUGAAAGAUACAACAAGACGAAAGAGGAGCAUAACCAAAUGGGGAAUCCCACUUCUGAAGUGAAGUUCUGGCAAAGAGAGGCAGCAAUGUUGAGGCAACAGCUACAGAGCUUGCAAGAAAACCAUAGGCAAAUGAUGGGUGAGGAGCUUUCAGGCUUGAGUAUAAAGGAUUUACAGAAUUUAGAAAACCAAUUGGAGAUGAGUCUAAGAGGUGUUCGGAUGAAAAAGGACCAAAUCCUAAUGGACGAAGUACAAGAAUUAAACAGAAAGGGUAGCCUCAUUCACCACGAAAAUGUGGAGCUCUAUAAGAAGGUAAACGUACUACGGAAAGAAAACAUGGAAUUACAAAAAAAGGUUUAUGGGACGAGAGACGCGAAUGGAUCGAACAGAAACUCACUUCUCAUCAAUGGUCUGACCAUCCAAGAUGAUUCCCAUGUCCCUGUACAUCUCCAGCUUAGCCAGCCCCAGGACGAAGAUCGCGAACUUACACCACCGAGACCCACGAAACUAGGGCUACAGCUGCAUUAGCACAAAAGAGGUUGCAGCUAAUUGGAGUGAAUGCUAAGUUGCACAGUGGCUCAUGUAUUACUAACCAGAGUCUCGAGCGCAGUGGUACCUGAGCUGCUGUCCAUUGGAAAGCCAGGAUUUUUUUUAUUUCCAGGACAAUUUCAGAAAGAAAAAUCAUUAGUUCAUUACCGUGAGUGUGAGGAUCAAGGGACACUCGCCACUUAUAUUAUGACACUGAGUAAAUUGUAAUAAAGAGACAAUGGCGUUAUGUUGAGUAGUAUAUAGUGCUUGUUCAAUCAGUCAGUCUAUCUAUUCAAACUGAAAAGACAGAGCAAGGAAGCACUCUGACUUAUUUUGGACCUAGCAAAAUUGGUGAGCACUGCACAGCCAUAACAUGUCCAAGGAGAUGGUUGGAG
Messenger RNA from Linum tenue, 941 nucleotides. The record is from the annotation of a GenBank genome assembly. Lineage: Eukaryota; Viridiplantae; Streptophyta; Magnoliopsida; Malpighiales; Linaceae.